Molecule: messenger RNA, 504 nt
Organism: Aaosphaeria arxii CBS 175.79
Lineage: Eukaryota; Fungi; Ascomycota; Dothideomycetes; Pleosporales
Exons: 2
Coding region: 1-504 (167 amino acids)
Biological process (GO): mycotoxin biosynthetic process
Source: RefSeq, a predicted model, not a curated record
AUGGGUAAAGAUCCCUCCACCGCCACGAAGCUCGAAGACGAGAUCUGGGGCCUAGGAGAUGACGCCUACGCCACGAUCCUAGACGUCUACCACCAAGUCCACUGCCUCAACUCCCUGCGCAAGCUGGUCUAUCCGGACUACUACAACAAACCGCAAUGGCAGCACAGCGCGGAUCCGAAAGCCAUGUUCGAGAUCCACAUGGAGCACUGCGUGGAUCUUCUCCUGCAGGCGCUUCAGUGCAGUGGGAACGCGAAUCUCAUCACGCUGCAUUGGGUGGAGAGGGAGCCGUAUCCGUUCCCGGACAUGAGUUUGAAUAGGAAGUGUGUAGACUUUGACGCGCUGACGAAGUGGAGGUUGGAAAAUACGAUCGACAUGGAGAAGUACAAAGAGAGGAUGGACAAACCGAAAGGUGUGAAGCAGUUGAAGCAGGCGGACGGGUAUUAUAAGUACUUCCGACCGGAUUUGCCCGAUGGACACCAAAAUACCCAUCAUCCACCACCCUAG